Oxyura jamaicensis (ruddy duck) is the source of this 1826-nucleotide messenger RNA. RefSeq names its product D-amino acid oxidase (gene DAO). The transcript has 11 exons. The record is from RefSeq and is a predicted model, not a curated record. Gene Ontology annotation, molecular function: FAD binding; D-amino-acid oxidase activity. Lineage: Eukaryota; Metazoa; Chordata; Aves; Anseriformes; Anatidae. Bases 61 to 1104 code for a protein of 347 amino acids.
GCUGAAGCCUUUGACAGCUGCGGGGGCUGCCCGGAGGUGCUCGGCAGAGGGGCCGCAGCCAUGCGCGUCGCCGUCAUCGGGGCCGGGGUGAUCGGCCUCUCCACCGCCUUGUGCAUCCACGAGCGCUUCCAGCCCCUGGUGCCCUGCCUGCAGCUGGAGGUCUACGCGGACCGCUUCACGCCGCACACCACCAGCGACGGGGCGGCGGGCCUGUGGCAGCCCUACCUGAGCGACCACGGCGAGCUGCAGGAGACGCUGUGGAACAAGGAGACCUUCGAUCACCUGCUGGGGUACCUCGGCUCGCCGGACGCGAAGGAGAUGGGGCUUUUCCUAAUUUCUGGCUACAACCUCUUUACGCGGCCCGUCCCGGAUCCGUCCUGGAAGAACAUUGUCCUGGGAUUCAGGAACCUGACACCGAGAGAGCUUGAACUCUUCCCUGGUUAUAGCUACGGCUGGUUCAACACGGCGCUGAUGCUGGAGUGCAGGAGCUACCUGCCCUGGCUCACCAACAGGCUAGCGCAGAGAGGAGUGAAGUUUUUCCACAGGAAGGUCGGCUCCUUCCAGGAGAUGUUUGCCCAGGGCGUGGACGUGGUCAUCAACUGCACCGGGGUUCGUGCCGGGGAGCUGCAGCCAGACCCAGCGUUGCAGCCCGCCCGCGGGCAGGUCCUAAAGGUGCAGGCCCCGUGGGUGAAGCACUUCAUCAUCACUCACGACAUGGACUCCGGGAUCUACAACUCGCCCUACGUCAUACCGGGGAGUGAGUUCACGGUCCUGGGUGGGAUAUUCCAGCAAGGCAACUGGAACGAAGAGAACAGCGCCCAGGACCACAAAACCAUCUGGGAGACGUGCUGCAAGCUGCUGCCCGCGCUCCAGAAAGCGAAGAUCGUGGAGGAGUGGAGCGGCUUGAGACCGGCUCGCCCCAGAGUCCGCCUGGAGAGGGAGACCCUCCGCCACGAGCACUCGCAGGCAGAGGUGAUUCACAACUACGGGCACGGCGGCUUCGGGAUCACCAUCCACUGGGGCUGCGCCAUGGCAGCGGCCAGGCUGUUGGGGAGCAUCCUGCAGGAGAAGCAGCUGGCCAGGCCGCCCCAGUCCCACCUGUGAGUUGCCUGCUCAGCCGGGAUUAUCGUGACAGCAGUAGCUUAGAAAUCACAGCAGAAAGAUGCAAAUAAGGUGGUGCUGCACACGUGGGCUGCUCGACCCUCCUGCCAGCUCCGGCGCCGCUUCCCGGUGUCUUGUUUUCAGGCUGCUGCCAGUUCUGUCGCUGCCAUUAGCCAGAUGGCUGAAUUUCCUUCGCCGUGGCCUCGCACAACCUACCUAAAGGAAGUGCUUUAAAACAUGCACCAAUUAUCUGUGGCAAAGUGCUCUUCUGUCCCUGGGAUCAGUCUGCAAAGGGCAGGCAGGGUUCGGCUGCAAUCCCGGCAGUCCUGCUGCUCGUCUGCGCGACGGGACGGGAUCUGAAACCGAGCCGGUGCCACCCGAGGUCUUCACCGACUGCCCAGACACCCAGCACCUAAUUAGAUUUGCAGGCUCCCCCCAGGAGGCAAAAGCUCCUUAGUAGGAAGAAGCUCUGGAGCUCCCAGGGAAGUGACAACCGCUCUCAAGGCACGUGCUCCGGCUACAACAGCUUUCCUUACGCUCAUGCCAGGACCGAGCACGGGUCUACGGCACCUGGUUAGUGUAGCUGGCAAUAGACUGCAGCAGUUACCUAAAAUGGGCUUUCCAGAUGAUGUUUUUAGUAACAAAAGCAACAUGUUCCAGCCCUGUGUACUUGCCAGGUGCUAUAUAUAGCAGAGAGCCUACGCAAAAUAGCCGUUCUCGUCCCU